AUGGCAUCAACUAUGAAGGCCGUCAACUAUGCCGGACCAAGCUCUGUCAAGGUCUCGGAGGUUGAGAAGCCCAAGCUAGAACACCCAGAUGAUAUCAUUGUCAAAGUAACGACGGCUGCGAUUUGCGGUUCAGAUUUGCACAUGUACGAAGGAAGGACCGCCGCGGAGCCUGGCAUCACAUUUGGCCAUGAGAACAUGGGAACUGUGGAAGAGCUGGGCGAGGGCGUGACGCUGCUAAAGAAGGGCGACCGUGUCGUGAUGCCGUUCAACGUUGCCGACGGACGAUGCCGCAACUGCGAGGAGGGCAAGACGGCUUUCUGCACUGGUGUGAACCCUGGAUUCGCCGGAGGUGCUUAUGGUUACGUCGCCAUGGGACCAUUCCGUGGUGGCCAAGCACAAUAUCUUAGAGUUCCGUAUGCCGACUUCAAUGCGCUGAAAUUGCCGGCUGGCAAAGAAUUCGAGGCAGACUUUAUCCUUCUUGCAGCUCUAGAUAUCUUUCCAACGGGUUGGCAUGGAGUGGAAAUAUCAGGUUUCAAGUCUGGAGAAUCCGUGGCAGUCUUUGGCGCCGGACCCGUAGGUCUAAUGGCCGCCUAUUCCGCCGUGCUGCGCGGGGCUAGCCGAGUAUACGUCGUAGACCGCGUGCCCGAGCGCCUCGAGGCCGCCAAGAAGAUUGACUGCAUCCCCAUUGAUUUCACCAAGAGCGACGCGGUAGAACAGAUCAUUGCGGCCAACGGCGGCGAGGUCGACCGCUCGAUAGACGCCGUGGGCUACCAGGCCGUCAGCUCCAGCGGUUCUACCGAGCAGCCCAACAUUGUCCUCGAAAACAUGAUUCGUGUAACGCGCGCUUGUGGAGGUUUGGGUAUCCCAGGUCUCUAUGUUCCCAGUGACCCCGGUGCUCCGGAUGCUGCCUCCAAAAAUGGCAUGAUCAGCUUGAGCUUUGGAAAACUGUUUGAGAAAGGCCUCACUAUCGGCACUGGCCAGUGCAAUGUCAAGGCCUACAACCGGUAUCUGCGCGACCUGAUCAUUGCCGGCAAGGCCAAGCCCAGCUUUGUGGUCUCGCAUGAGAUUGAUAUCAAGGACGCCGAAAUGGCCUAUGACAAGUUUGCCAGGCGGAUUGAUGGUUAUACCAAGGUUCUCAUUCAUCCCAAUGGAGGAUUCUAG
Messenger RNA from Pestalotiopsis fici W106-1, 1161 nucleotides. RefSeq lists its product as uncharacterized. The coding region runs from base 1 to 1161 and encodes 386 amino acids. Gene Ontology annotation, molecular function: zinc ion binding; oxidoreductase activity. The transcript is spliced from 10 exons. Lineage: Eukaryota; Fungi; Ascomycota; Sordariomycetes; Amphisphaeriales; Sporocadaceae. The record is from RefSeq and is a predicted model, not a curated record.